AUGUUAUUAUCGACGGUCCGCCAGCGGGCGCGUCUCAACUCCACGUAUCUUAGUUCUUCCGCUCCGAAACCACAAGAAGUUCAUCAGGCGAUCGACACAGAGAACACAAAACACGAAAACGCCACGAUUCUGAGUCUGUGUCGGAACGAGGAUCUGAACGGGAUCAUCACGUCAAUCCAAAAUCUGGAGGACCGUUUCAACCGCAAUUUCAAGUAUGACUGGGUGUUCCUCAACAAUGUCCCCUUUUCGGAGGAAUUCAAGACAAAGGUUUCCAGCAUGGUGUCUGGCGAGGCGAAAUUUGGCCUCAUUCCUGAGGAGCACUGGUCGUACCCUUCGUUUAUAGAUCAGGAAAAAGCCAAGCAGGAGCGCGAGCGGCUGGCCAGCAUGGGAAUCAUUUACGCCGAUUCUGAGAGUUAUAGACAUAUGUGCCGGUUCAACUCGGGCUUUUUUUACAAGCACCCGCUCUUGCAGCAGUACAAAUACUACUGGCGCGUGGAGCCGGACGUGGAUUUCUACUGUGACGUCGACUACGACCCGUUCAGGCUGAUGCGCGAACAGCAGAAAAUAUACGGCUUCACCAUCUCGAUCUACGAGUUCAGAGCCACGAUAGCUUCGCUGUGGGACACGGUGAGGGCGUUUCUGAGUAUGAAUCCGGAGGCACAGCACUCCAACUCUCUCGUGGACUUCAUCUCGGACGACAGCGGCGUCUCGUACAACUUGUGCCACUUCUGGUCGAAUUUCGAGAUCGCAGACAUGGAUUUCUGGCGAUCCCAGUUGUACGAGGACUUUUUCAACUAUCUGGACGCUUCGGGAGGCUUUUUCUACGAGCGCUGGGGAGACGCGCCUGUGCACUCGAUCGCCGUGUCGCUGUUUGUCGACCGCGACAAGAUCCACUUCUUCGACGACAUAGGGUACAACCACGGAGUGUACUCGAUGUGUCCGCUGGACGACAAAGUGUGGAUCAACAACCGAUGCAGCUGCAACAAGGACUCGGACUUCACGUUCCGCGGCUAUUCGUGCGGCCAGCGGUACUACAAGGUCACGAAUCGCGCGCUGCCUCCGAACUGGAAAGCUUAUGCGGAUCUAUAGCUUUUUUUAGCAAUCGCCAAGAACCUAGCACGAAGCCGCACACUGAUUCUCCAUCGUAGCAGAAGGUGCUUUUUUUUCCACCCUCCUCGACACGCCGCACGUGCACCAGGAACACAACCUUCUAAGCCCGCGUUCCUGGCGUGCUGGCCGGUCCAAGG
Molecule: messenger RNA, 1247 nt
Organism: Ogataea polymorpha
Lineage: Eukaryota; Fungi; Ascomycota; Pichiomycetes; Pichiales; Pichiaceae
Exons: 2
Coding region: 1-1089 (362 amino acids)
Biological process (GO): protein O-linked glycosylation; protein N-linked glycosylation; cell wall mannoprotein biosynthetic process
Cellular component (GO): Golgi apparatus; membrane
Molecular function (GO): alpha-1,2-mannosyltransferase activity
Source: RefSeq, a predicted model, not a curated record